AUGAAAUUAAACAAAAGUGACAGUGCUGUCAUGAAAUGUGUUCGCGUUUAUAGGAAAAUAGCAUUAUCAUUCUUGUUGUAAGGUUCGAAUUAUAAACUUUCAGUGCAAACCCAAUAUUCUAGAGUGGUUGAACGGAAAUUUCUAUAUAUUUUCAACAUGGAAGCCUCAAUUAAAGUUGCCCCUCAAAUGCCUAGCAGCUUUAAGGAAUUUGCCGGUCAUGUUGCACCGCUAGAUGAAAGCUGCUCGGCUCAAUUGCAAACUGUUCAUCCGCUAAAACAGUCCGAGCUGAACUACGAUCAGCACCGGCAAAAUCUGAAUCUGCAAAUGCUACGCAACCGAGAAGGUCUGGCUGCUCCGCUGAAGCUCACGAUGGAACUUAAAUCUAUGUCACGGGUUGGACAUUUACCCUUUUUGCCGUCCACGAAUGUUGGCCGCGAUGUACUGACCGGGCGUGAUGAGUUAGUUGAGUUUGGCGAUAUCUUCAACCUAGAGGAAAAUUCGGAGAUUCUCCGUCAGCCUCACGCAGUAAUGGAGAAGAGACUUGGAAUUCUGUAAGGUACAGUGCUAAACUCUAAAUGAUAAUUCGUUUCUAAUUGGGUCGGUGGAGAAAAUAAAACAAUGUCGAAGGCGCGCGUAUAUUAA
Molecule: messenger RNA, 642 nt
Organism: Wyeomyia smithii (pitcher-plant mosquito)
Lineage: Eukaryota; Metazoa; Arthropoda; Insecta; Diptera; Culicidae
Gene: Pomp
Product: proteasome maturation protein
Exons: 3
Coding region: 157-555 (132 amino acids)
Biological process (GO): proteasome assembly
Cellular component (GO): cytoplasm; nucleus
Source: RefSeq, a predicted model, not a curated record